Messenger RNA from Engraulis encrasicolus (European anchovy), 1706 nucleotides. RefSeq names its product ATPase H+ transporting V0 subunit cb (gene atp6v0cb). The record is from RefSeq and is a predicted model, not a curated record. Gene Ontology annotation, biological process: proton transmembrane transport. The transcript has 3 exons. The coding region runs from base 212 to 676 and encodes 154 amino acids. NCBI's taxonomy places the organism in Eukaryota, Metazoa, Chordata, Actinopteri, Clupeiformes, Engraulidae. Gene Ontology annotation, molecular function: proton-transporting ATPase activity, rotational mechanism. Gene Ontology annotation, cellular component: proton-transporting V-type ATPase, V0 domain; membrane.
UCCCCUUCGCCAUUUUGUGUGCUACUGCGCCGGGAAUCUUAUAAGAGAGUCGUGACUAGUCCUUUUCUUGCUGCUCUACAGAGUGUGUCGGCGUUAUCUUGCUUGAAAUUUCACUCAAUAGGACCGUGGUCUUUGGUAGUUGAGAGAGCCCACUAAGGGACACCUGGCCUUUAAGUCUUUUUUGUAAUUUUUGUACUGUGUGAGAGGAAGAAUGUCUGGCGAAGGCCCUGAAUACUCCCCGUUCUUUGCUGUGAUGGGCGCAUCAGCAGCCAUGGUCUUCAGUGCGCUGGGCGCGGCGUACGGCACGGCAAAGAGUGGCACGGGUAUCGCUGCCAUGUCGGUGAUGCGGCCGGAGCUGAUCAUGAAGUCCAUCAUCCCCGUGGUCAUGGCGGGUAUCAUAGCCAUCUACGGCCUGGUGGUGGCCGUGCUCAUCGCCAACAACAUCACGGAGAAGGCUCCCCUAUACAAGAGCUUCCUGCACCUGGGCGCAGGGCUGAGCGUGGGCCUGAGCGGGCUGGCUGCGGGCUUUGCCAUCGGCAUCGUGGGCGACGCGGGAGUCAGGGGGACGGCUCAGCAGCCCCGCCUCUUCGUUGGCAUGAUCCUCAUUCUGAUUUUCGCUGAAGUUCUGGGACUCUACGGCCUCAUCGUGGCCCUUAUCCUGUCCACCAAAGCAUAAACUUCCACCUUCCAACCACGCUUUGCAGAAGGAAUGGGAUGGAAAGCACCGGGCAAAAAAAAAAGAAAUCUGGGAGGGACUGUGGAAUGGGCGAGGGAAGUCUGAAGCCUAAAUAACUAUAAAAAAAAGGAAAAUCAAACAUGAGAUUUAAAAAAAAAUCUAGAUAUUUAAAGAUAUAAACACAAAGCUCCGUGAGAAAUAUGGUCUUUCAAUGUGUACAGUUGUCUUGAUUUGAUAGUUGACUUCCUGUAAAUGCGCAAUGUAGUGAUUCUUGUCUGUCCUGUGUGUGUAAAAACAAAACAAAAAGAAAAGAAAUGGAUGAUUCUCCUCUCUUCCGCUAACCCCCCCCCUUCUCUCUCAUUCCUCUGUCCCUAUAGCAGCCAGGCGCUGAAAGUUCAGAGCUGUGUCUUUGAUUGUGGCAGCCUGACAGCUUGGUGCCUGGUGGCUUCCAUCUUCUUUCUUGUGGUCUUUCUCCUGUGCCAGAGGGGCCUUAUUAGUUGCUCCAUGCUAUAAGAGACGAGGCCUCCUCUCUGCGAGGGGAACGUCGCUUUAGUAAAACUGAUAUUAAUGGUCUUAUCUGUAUGUGGAUGAUAUGAAAUGAAUUGUAUGGAGUAUUUUUUUUCUUUUUUGGUAAUUGUUUUAUUUUUUUCACUGAUUUAUUUUUUUAUUUAUAAGGUAAUGAACAUUUGUGUACAAAUGGAGCGAUAAUACUAUUCGGAAAUCCCCUUAGUACAUAUUCUGUAUACAUAUAUACAAAGAUCUACAUAUGAUUGAUGACUUAGUUAGCAGACUGCACUGUGGGUUAAGUGUGUUACAGUGACUGGACAUCUUUAUGGUUGUGUAUAAUGGUUCUACUGGGAUUGCCUCUGCUGUGUGUGUCUGUCAGACUGGGAGUGUGUAAGUUCGAUGUGUAUCUGUGUAUUGACUUUCUCGCACACGUGUGUUUUCUCCUUUAGUAACUGCUGUCUGGUUGUAUAUUAAAGGUGUGUGUGUGUGCCCUGUUGUGGCUCUCACAAGUCCAAUUUCCAAA